AUGGCCAAUGUACAUCGUCACGAUCACGGUCUACCGUUUUCAGAUGACUGGACAACAGGAAACGAGAGUCAGCAGCUGAUCAGAUUCAAAAAUUCGUGGGAGUCGUUCAUCGAUUCUCUCCUCCGAGAAUGGAAGACGCUCAACCUCGUCUCCGCACUGUUACUGUCAGCCACCCUGUCUAUGUUCACGAACCAAGAAAUCGCCUGCAACCCCGCCAUACGCUCCAUGGCACUGCUCUCGCUUACCUUCGCACUCAUGUCCCUCUCAUACGGGUGCAUAUACAUCGUCCAAUUUUCGACCAUGAAAAGCAUGUAUAAGGCCACAAGGUGGGCGCAAGAAGUGCAGGGAACAAGUACAAAUAUACUUUGGAACGUCUGGAUAAUGCUGGCAUUGCCUGGGGUGUGGUUGGCUUGGUCCAUGAUCCUUUUUAUUGCCUCUAUCCUCGUGUUCGUAUGGCGCUCCGGAUCCACAACCGAUCCAUCUACUCCUUCCUCACUCCCCCCAACCGAAGCGUACACUACUAAGACGUUUGUUUCAUUCUUUUUCUUCGUGGGCGGCAUCUAUUUUAGCGCCAUCGUGAACACAUUACACGGAUAUGGGAGGGUAAAGGGGGGGGAAGCGGUGGCAGAGGCGGCAGCGAGGGAAAUGAGAGAUCCCAUAAGAGAAAGAAGAGAAAGCAGAGAUGCAGACCGUGAGAUGGAGAUGGGGGCAACAGGCAUAAAGGAGAAAGGGCAUGAGAGAGCACUCGAACAAGACCAGAAGCACAUCCCACGUGAAGACGACGGACACAAAAGCGAACUGUCGUCAGCUGUCGAUGACAGUCACCACGGUUCAUCUUCGUUGGAUGUCCUGCCAGGUCUUUCGUUGGGUGGGUUAGGUGGGAUGAGUCCCUGUAUGUCGGAUGAGCAGGAAUUGGAGCACACACGGGAUGUGGUUCAUGAUGUAGUGUAUGAGGGAAGGAGCCCGGGCAGUGUCAAGGGGAAAAGUCGUGAUGGUGCUGUGGGUGCAUAA
Messenger RNA from Pisolithus orientalis, 1011 nucleotides. RefSeq lists its product as uncharacterized. The transcript is spliced from 3 exons. The coding region runs from base 1 to 1011 and encodes 336 amino acids. Lineage: Eukaryota; Fungi; Basidiomycota; Agaricomycetes; Boletales; Pisolithaceae. The record is from RefSeq and is a predicted model, not a curated record.